AUCGCAUUAUGUAACCCAUCGGACCCCUUCCUGUCAUUUCCUAGUCACUUGUAGCACUCUUGUAGCCCAUUUAUAACGCCAGAGACAGAACAUCUUUGCUUCACUUUUAUUUCACUUGGGAGCUCGUUUUCGAAGGCGCCAUUUCUCUUUAACGGCUUUUUUAUCAUCUCUUUUGCCAGCCCCGUAUUAUCUCAACCAUCGUCAUUCCCCUCUGGAGUAAUUCAAACCAUGCCUAUCAAUCAGCCUUCAAACCAGAUCAAGUUAACGAAUGUCUCAAUCGUGAGACUCAAGAAGGGCGGAAAGCGCUUUGAAAUCGCAUGCUAUAAAAACAAGGUGCAGGAAUACCGCAAUGGAGUAGAGACUAGCUUGGAUGAUGUCUUGCAAAUCUCCAACGUCUUCAUCAAUGUUUCGAAAGGAGAGGUCGCCAAGUCCAACGAUCUGCAGAAAGCUUUCGGAACGACUCAAAUAGACGAUAUCGUCAAAGAGAUACUGAAGAAAGGGGAGCUUCAGGUCGGAGAAAAGGAACGUGAUCAUGAUCUUACUGCUCUGCGUAAGGAAAUCGCGACUUUGGUCGCUGAGAAAUGUGUCGAUCCUGCUACACAACGUCCUUAUCCCGUCGGCAUGAUUGAGAAGGCGAUGGCAGAAGCAGGGGUGAGCGUGAAGGUAGGAAAGACGGCGAAGAGCCAAGUAUCAGAAACGUUGAAGCUCCUUCAAAGUGGUUCAACGCUACCAAUUCAGCGCGCUAGAAUGCGUGUGCGUGUACUCAUGCCCUCCGCGGACGCAGAACGAUUACGCGAAAAACUGCUCGUAACUGCCGAGAAAGUAGAGCGUGAUGAGACGGGAGAAUCUUGGGAAGCCGUCUUACUUAUUGACCCAGGCCAAUUCCGUGUGAUAAAUGAGUUGCUUCAGAAGGAAUGCAAGGGCCGCGGCAGAGUCGAGACUCUUACAUUUGCGGCUGUCGCUGAAAGUACUUAGGAGGUAGUGGAGAUUAGAAAGUUUGAUACAUGGCGAUAUUCAGUUGUACGUGAGGGGUGUAUUGGUAUAGGCAAAUGGCAAAUUCUAGUGUAUCGGUAGCAUACUGCGCUGCGACCAUCGUCCUUGCUUGCGAUGGGACUUUUCUCCAUUCUCGAAGUACGCUUACUUGAACCCG
Serpula lacrymans var. lacrymans S7.9 is the source of this 1150-nucleotide messenger RNA. RefSeq lists its product as uncharacterized. The record is from RefSeq and is a predicted model, not a curated record. Gene Ontology annotation, biological process: cytosolic ribosome assembly; ribosome biogenesis. NCBI's taxonomy places the organism in Eukaryota, Fungi, Basidiomycota, Agaricomycetes, Boletales, Serpulaceae. The transcript is spliced from 7 exons. The coding region runs from base 229 to 975 and encodes 248 amino acids.